Lactuca virosa is the source of this 315-nucleotide messenger RNA. The record is from the annotation of a GenBank genome assembly. NCBI's taxonomy places the organism in Eukaryota, Viridiplantae, Streptophyta, Magnoliopsida, Asterales, Asteraceae.
AUGGCGAAGAAAUCUCCAAAUUGGUUGUUAAUGCCUGACGAACUGAUGGAAAAUAUACUUCAAAGAUUGAAUAGCGUGGAAAAAAUCAGGAGCGCAGGAAAAGUAUGCAGAACUUGGCGAAGAAUUUGCAAGGAUCCGGCGAUGUGGAAGGUUGUCGAUAUCAACAAAUGGCGGGAUGGUAGUGAUACGAAUUACAAACUCGAGAUCGAGAUGCUGACUAAGCAGGCAGUCGAUCUCAGCUGUGGGGAACUGAUUGACUUCAGUAUCGGAGGAUUUUGCACCGAUGAUCUCCUUGAUUACAUCGUGCUACGGUAG